GAGCUUUGUUCCACAGUGCCAGUUCCUAGGCGGGCGCGCACCGAGCCGUCGAGCGAUUUCUACUUUUACCUGCCUUUCGCAAAAACCGUUUUUUUCCGCAUUUUUAGCAGCGCCGUUUUGAUUUAACCACAAGCUUCGAUGUACAUUAUUCCAAAAAAAUAUUUUUUUGGAUGUAACACAUAGCUGUGUUUCUCGUAAAAUCCUACGAGAAUAUUCAAACGGAAGGCGCGAGCCGGUUGUCAAUAACGCAAGAGUCGCGCGCUUUCAUUUUCACUUUAUUCUCCAUUAGCUACUUACAAAAAGACACUGCUUCACUUUUAAAAGCGAAAAGGGAAUAAGUGUACUUCCGCUUUGUUAGUAAAACCACGUGUUUUGUGUAAAGAAGAUCAAGCAUGGCGCAAUUUCUCGAGGAUCCGGCGAUGCUCACGAAAGAGAAACUGAAGAGUGAGUUAGUUGCCAAUAACGUCCCUCUGCCGAGCGCAGACAGCAAGAAAGACGUGUAUGUGCAGCUGUAUCUGAAGAACCUGACGGUGCGCAACAAGAAGAACAUCUCUGCUCCAGCUCCAGACACUUUCUCCAGCGAUGAGGAGAUGACAGCGCCGCUGCUGACCAACAGGAGCCGCUCGGGGAAGAAAGCCAUAAGAAAGACAGACAGAGUUCGGCCAGAGGAAAACGACAUCUCUGGUCUGACUGAUGAAGAGUUGAAGGUUCAGCUUAUGAAGUAUGGCGUCCAUUCAGGACCAAUUGUUGCCUCCACACGUAAGGUGUAUGAGAAGAAGCUCCAACAUCUCCUGGAGCAUCCACCGCUAGAGAGCAGUCUUCCUGAACCCGAGACCACCAUCCCAGAGACCCUCACCAUCAGAGCAGAAGGAAACCAGAACGGCAACACACAUUCAGCCGAAGAGCAGUACAGUGACAAAGAAGAAGGUCAAAUCAGAGUUGAUCCUGUACCAGAGCCGGUUCCCGUUGUGAUUAAGCCGGUCCGGAGCAGAGGAAAGACUCCUGUCACCAUCAGGACCAGCAGCAGACAGCGCACUAAACAGCAGGUGGAGGAGACGGCAGCAGACACUGAGGAAACAUCUGUGGAUGGAGGAGAUAUUUUAAAGGAAAUGUUCCCCAAUGAACCUGCCACACCAACCGGAAUGACGGUCACAUGUCGGAGGCCGAUCCACGGUGCAGCUGGCCGUCCGGUGAAGCCCCUGAGCCUCUGGUCCGAGGAGUCCCUCCAGCAGCAGAACACGUACACAGUGACCAAAUCUUCCGUCACAGAUGUUCGCAGUGCAACACCGGCCGCCCGUCCCAGACCCCGUCGCUGGUUGGCUUUCUGGUUGAAGCUUCUGGUGUUCAUCACACUGGCUGCGUCUCUGUAUUACGCUUUCCAAUUCAUCACCACCGAUCAGAUCAACGCCUGCCAGCUCUAUGUCCAGGACAAUGUCAUCACGCCUGUUCUCAAGUACAUCAGCUGGGAAAGCCCAGCCGAGGCCGGCGACGGCAAAUGAGGAUUUUCUAGUGCUUCACGGAGCGACACGUCGGCAGGGUUCGGGGAGGGAGGGAUUCUGGUUAUUGCAGUUUGACCUAGCAGUCACAUCUUAAUAGACUCGUGUUUCAAGUAGUCUUUAAAUAUGUUUGCAUCAUGUGUUUUCAUCUUGCUUUCAUCUCGCUUAAGGUUUUUUAGCAUUCGAGACGACGUAGAGAAAUGUAGUAGUGAGUGACUGGCUAAUAGUGAAUCAUUCUCUGCUCAGUGGCAUCACAACGAGAGGUUACAUGCCAAGACAUGGCCAAUACAAGCACAGUUUGGGUUCACACACAUCGGGGCUAGAGGGAAAAGCCUCAGGCUGAAUGUUUCCGAAAAUGGGUUAUUUGAUGGUUGAGACAUUUUCCUGAAUAAUCAUGAAGUUUUUAUUUUUAGCAUAAUAGGGUGAAUCUCGCUGAAAAUAUGUGGAUCAUAUAUAUAUAUAUAUAUAUAUAUAUAUAUAUAAAAUUCAUAACACACAAAUUUAAUUAUCAUUAUCAUAAUGUGAAAAAUCUCAUUUUGAUUAACGUAAUGCAAUUAAAAAAAAUCUAAUUACCAUAAUGCAAAUAAAUAAAAAUCAUUACGAUACUUAAAAAAAAUGCAUUUUCAUUACUGUAAUAGGAAAAAAAAUCACUGUUAUGCAAAAGAUUAUAGCAAUCUGAUAUAUUUUUUUUGCUUUUAAUAAGAUCAGGGAAGCCACUGUAUACACUUAAUUUACAUGUAAAUAAUAUAAUGUUAUUUGCAUUUCAGUAAUGAGAAUUAAGUGCCAAGUUGAAAGUAUUUAAAAGAAUCAACAAGUAAUAUUAAUGAUUUUGUGGUGAAAUAUUACUUUUUCUUGACAGUUUUCGUGAUAAUUCACCGAGUAGCAUUUGGUUUUUAAUGAUUUUGUUGCAUUGAAUUUUUCAAACUACUGAACUCCGACCUCAGAUAAUGCUUGGUUUUAGGACUACACAUAUUGAUCAGUAUUGAUUUUUUUUUCAUCCAGAGCUUGAAGGAAAAUGUGAUCUCAUGAAAGUCUCAUGUAGCAAUUAACACUUCACUUCUGGUGAGAAGUAGUCUGUUGUUUUACUUUUAAGUAGAUUGUGGCGGCUUGUUAAAUGUGUUUGUGAUGUUUUCAUAUUGUGUUGUGUGGCAUUACAGGCGAUAUUUUAAACCCGUGAUGAGAACAGUUACCUGUUGUUGACUGUAAUCAGACCGUCUGUUAUUGCUAAAACACUGGCAUACAUCUGACUAAACUAUGAUUUCAUUUCUGUGCUGUGAUUUUUUUGGGGGAAAAAAAACUUAUUUACUGAGUAUAUCUUCAUUACAUUCAGAAAAUACAUUUGUGAUGGACAAAUUCAUUUGAAGGGGUUUCUUUUUAUUUUUUGCUACUCCGUUUAAUUACUUUUUAACCGCAAUAUUUUUCUAACGUGUUCUCUGAAAUUAAAAACUUUUUUUAAAAAGCAGUGAGUUACUUCAAAUGUAGAUAUACCGAAUCCACUAAGCACUAAAUAACAUCUUAGUUUUGUCCUGCUGUCAAAGGCAGUGAGAGGUAUAAAGUCCCGUUUGCACUUUGUAUUUAGGCAGCUAACUGUGGAAAACUGGUCAAACAGAAUGAAUUAUUUAUCCUUGAUUCAUUACAAUUCUUGUGUGAAAUAAAAGAAGACCUUUUUAAAUCCC
This is a messenger RNA of Carassius auratus (goldfish), 3172 nucleotides long. RefSeq names its product thymopoietin b (gene tmpob). Gene Ontology annotation, molecular function: DNA binding. The transcript is spliced from 6 exons. Bases 393 to 1499 code for a protein of 368 amino acids. NCBI's taxonomy places the organism in Eukaryota, Metazoa, Chordata, Actinopteri, Cypriniformes, Cyprinidae. The record is from RefSeq and is a predicted model, not a curated record.